CACUGGCAGGGACCGUCAGUCAAGGCAGCUCGGAGACCCUGAGACACGCCGCUUUUGCAGUGCUGGCUAUUACCAUGGACAAGAGGAACAUAUUUCUCCUGCUUGCAGUCAGCCUCGCCGCCGCCACCGGCCACGUGCGCGAGUUUCACUUCGUGGAGAAGGCGCGGACGUGGGCGGAGGCCCGGAGGCACUGCCGGGAGGCCUUCACGGACCUGGCCACCCUGAGACACCACGGCGACAUCCGGAAGCUCCUCGGAGCCGCCGCCUCUUCCUCCUCCUCCUCUUCCUCCUCUGCCUGGAUCGGCCUGCACCGCGGCCCGCAGGCCUGGCGCUGGGCCGACGGGAAGCCCUGCGGGUUCGUCAACUGGAGGCGGGGCCUGUUCUGCGCCCGAGUGGACAGCCAGGGGGCCUGGGAAGACCGGCCGUGCUUCAUGGGGGAGAACUUCAUGUGCUCUACGGACUCCAGCCAGGGCUCCAGGACCUACACCCUGAUUGAGCAGAGCAAGACCUGGGCAGCCGCUCGAGAUCACUGCAGACAGCAGCACACUGACCUGGUCACCAUCAGCAGCCCCAGAGAGAACCAGGCAACGUUAGAUGUCGGGACGAAAGCGAAAAUGACGGAGGCGCUCUGGAAGGCGGAUGCAGCGACGGGCGGGGCGGCGCCGGGAGACUGCCAGCUGGUUGAAAAGAACAAGACGUGGACGAAGGCGCGCGGGUACUGCCGGCGGCACGGGGGAGAGCUGCUCACGGCGCGCGGCCAGGCUCAGCUCCAGGAGCUGCACUUCCGGCACUUCGGGCAGCUCGUGAGGGGGCCGGUGUGGAUCGGGCUGUACCACGGCACGGAGAGCUGGCAGUGGGUCAGCGGAGAGAGGGCCAGCUAUGCCAACUGGAAGACCCGGGUCUUCUGCGCCACCGCUGGUCCGGAUGGGUACUGGACAGAUGUCGUCUGUGACGAGCUGCACUACUUCAUGUGUUACACAGACUCCAGCCAGGGCUCCAGGACCUACACCCUGAUUGAGCAGAACAAGACCUGGGCAGCCGCUCGAGAUCACUGCAGACAGCAGCACACUGACCUGGUCACCAUCAGCAACGUGAGAGACCUGGUGCUGGUGAAGAGGAGGCUGUCCUGGGAAGAGGCGCUGGACUUCUGCCGCUCGCGCCACACCGACCUCACCAGCGUGCUGACCGAGAAGGAGCAGGCCGCCGUUGCCCGCGGCGCCCGAGCCGCCCGCUCCGCCCACGUCUGGCUGGGCCUCAGGCAGAGCCGCAUUUUCGGCUUCUGGUUCUGGGUGAACCAGGAGCCCAUGGGAUACCAGAACUGGGGUGCCCGUGGGGAGCCCCAGCUGGGCCGCCGGUCCAGCCCCUGUGGAGCCAUGUCUGCUGUGGAUCACACCUGGACGGACAGGCCCUGCGAGGAGAGGCUGAGCUUCAUCUGCUACAGAGGUCACUAACACAGGAGGAACCCCAGCCCAGACCCAGCAACAGUGCGGGGACACCAGCACCCUACUUUCAGUAUCACAUGUGUAACAUUUAAACACCCCUAAAAGCCAAAUCACACGGAAGAGAGAUGUCCAGCAAGCAUUUCCAGGGAUGGGUUGUUCCAUGCUCCUGCAACACUUAGUGUAAAGCAGUUUCUCCCGUUCUCAUUUUUAAACGGUCUUAAUCCUUGUUUCUUUUCAUUUGCAUUGGGGACUGUAAGAAGGGAGGUCUUUUUUUUCAAGGGCGCCCCCUGCAGCGCCUCUCGCACACUCCAGGUGCAGAAAAUGAAUAUAAGAUUUUAUUGUACGUAAAUAAAAGGAAGUGGAAAGGUUAUAAGCACAGUGUAAUUCUAUAAUUAUUGGAUGUGAGACACCGGGAGAAGGUAGCGUGUUAUCUAUAAAACACGCAGAGUCUAGAAUUAAGAGUAAGAGACUUGAGAUGUUUGUGGUAUUCAAAGUUUAUUAGUUGUCGUAGAACCGCCCAGGUUAUCUGUGCUUCUGUCCGUCUCUGAAAAGUAACAACGCGUGAAAUCUGUGUCCGCAAAGCACUUUGUUUGUUUGUUUAUUUGU
Lepisosteus oculatus (spotted gar) is the source of this 2048-nucleotide messenger RNA. Lineage: Eukaryota; Metazoa; Chordata; Actinopteri; Semionotiformes; Lepisosteidae. The record is from RefSeq and is a predicted model, not a curated record.